Molecule: messenger RNA, 1356 nt
Organism: Hyaloperonospora brassicae
Lineage: Eukaryota; Oomycota; Peronosporomycetes; Peronosporales; Peronosporaceae
Source: the annotation of a GenBank genome assembly
AUGAUGCCUCCUACAGGAAUGAACACGACGUCAGGCUCGGCCGACAUGAUGCCUCCACCAGAAUGGAGCACGACGUCAGACUUAUUCGACACGGCGAGUCAGUCCGAAUCGAGCUCAAUGUCAGACUCGACCGACACGGCGAGUCAGUCCGAAUCGAUGUCGACGUCAGGCUCGGCCGACAUGAUGCCUCCACCAGAAUGGAGCACGAUGUCAGGUUCGAUUGAUGCAGAUUUGGCGCUCGCGCCUACUCCGAGUCCGCCGGCAUUGCCUCCAUUCACAGCAACGUCUUCGUCACAGUCAGGGUCGGACCUCGCUGAUGGGCCACCGGUUGCUUCGACGACAAAUGCGACAAGUCCGCAGCUGUUGACGACCCCAUCACCGUCCGAACAGAGACCAGCGUCAGGGUCGUCAGACGACAUCUCGGCAACAGCGACAUCGACCGUUGUGGUAUCCGGAUCCGCGUCUGGCUCUGAUGCCAGCAACGAAACUGGAUCAUUUCCAGAAGUUUCCGUUGCGAAUAUGUCUACGCCAGUGCCUACGACUAUGCCCGCGGCACUUUCGUCAAGUGGAAAUGGAAGUUAUCCGGAGACAGGAUCGAGAGGGGUUGGGCCCACAGGGUCAGUCGUCGGGCCGCGUGCUACGGCUGCAAGCCCGACUAUGAACAGCAGCUCAGAUCCCUCGCCAUGGUUGGGUAAUGUGGGUUUCGGGUCAGGCGCGAGCUCGGGAAGUGCUGACGUCGGUGAUUUCUGGUCGUCAGCAAGCAAGUCAAGAGGGGAUGGAAGUCUGGACAGUGUGGACAGCGAUAAUGGCGUGGAGUCGUAUGCUGGAGAAGUUGCGGUGCCCAGCCCGCUGUUGCGGCCAUCGUCAGAGUCAGGUCCGCCGCCUCCGUCGUUGCCAGCUCCGCCGUUGUUGUUUCCCUCGUCCGGUUCGUUGAAGAGCGAGCGCGUCACGCGUCCGCCGAUCAAAUCCCCUUCGUCGAGCGGUGUGUUGGUGUUACCUCCGAUCACGGACGACAGCGCGGACAGCGUCGACCCGCUGGCUACUGGCGGCAGUCAGACUCGGGUAAAUGAUGGGGAAAGUGGUGGGAACAGCGCGCUGGGCACAAGCACGAUCCUGUUUAUUAUCGUAGGGUGUAUCGUGGCAGCAGCUUUGGUGUUCGGGGCUGUAUGGCUUCGUCCGAAGCGUGCCGACCCUCUCGAGGUGUGUGAUCCAGACGAGUCUCGAGAACCAACGGAUGCGUAUCCGUACGCCGGGUCGGAAUCUGCUGGUCCGUACGAUGCGUCAAGAACGCCACGGGUGAUAACUGGUUACGAUCGAAUGGACGUGAGGGGCAGCAACGAGUACUUUGGCGCGUAG